AUGAUUUCUGUAAAGUACUUUGUCUUAUAUCUGCUACUUAUUAACAAGACUCAAUCCGAUUCGAUAAUUAAUGAUAAUGACCUUAUUAAUGCAUUGUUAUUGGCGUUAAAAUUUUAUUCUGAAAACAUUUUUAAUGUGAAUUUAGACGCCGCUAUUGGUCUACGAAUUGCUAAUGAUCAACUAACUAGUCAAUUAAAUUCUAUGAUAUGUUCAAAUAAUCUUACAAAUAUUGUACUUAGUAUGAUUAAUUUUAAUGAUCACCUAAUCAAUUUAAUAAUUGAAUCUGAAACAAAUACACAUCCUUAUUACCUUCGACAAUUAUUAUCAAUUCUUCAACGUGGCACAUUUUCUAAACUUGUGCCAUUUACUACAUUUUCUGCGAAUGUCUUUUAUAGUACAAAGUCUGUGAAAUGUUCAUCAACGUUUAUCGAAAAACGUUCGGAUCAAUGUUUACAUCAACUGUUUAUCACAUCACACCAGUGUGAACUGAAUAUACCAUGUAUGAUCUAUAUGAGCAACUACACCAAUACAUGCAGAUAUUCUCUUACACAUCAAAUAUUAUACUUUAUUGUUGUUACAUCACCGUUUUCGGCUUGCAAUAAUUAUGUACAAAAACAAUUCAAACAAGUCUUUGGUUAUUCUAUUGAAAUGGCUUUAGAACAGAUGCUGAAUCAAAUGUUAGUUGAGUCAACUAAUAUAGCUGACAAUCAAUUCAAUGAAUCAGAUCGAGAUUUGUUUCUUGAACAAGUAGCAUUUGGUCUCAUGCUUGGGAAAGCCGAUUUCUUUCAACCAGCUUGGUUGCAAGAGAUUAUUUCAUGGCAACAUCAUGAAGGUUGUUACGGGAACGAUACUGUGAUUCAAGCGAGACGUGAAGAAAAAAUAAUGGCUAAUUAUUGUUUAAGUCAUCGAACAAGUGUGGCAAUAGUAGCACUCGCCGAAAUGCUUCGUUAUCGAAUAAGUUUUCUCUGCAGGUCUGUUACAUUUUCUUACGUUUAA
This is a messenger RNA of Didymodactylos carnosus, 996 nucleotides long. The record is from the annotation of a GenBank genome assembly. NCBI's taxonomy places the organism in Eukaryota, Metazoa, Rotifera, Eurotatoria, Philodinida, Philodinidae.